Recurvomyces mirabilis is the source of this 768-nucleotide messenger RNA. RefSeq lists its product as uncharacterized. Lineage: Eukaryota; Fungi; Ascomycota; Dothideomycetes; Mycosphaerellales; Teratosphaeriaceae. The transcript is spliced from 3 exons. The coding region runs from base 1 to 768 and encodes 255 amino acids. The record is from RefSeq and is a predicted model, not a curated record.
AUGCAUCUAGGUCUCGAAAAGAAAGUUGUCCUCGUGACUGGCGGCACAAAAGGCAUCGGCCGCGCAAUAGUCGCCGGCUUCUUACUAGAAGGCGCAACGGUCCACUUCUGCUCCCGAACGGAAAAGGACAUCACAGCUGCCAACACCAAACUCGCCUCCGACUUCCCCUCCGCCAAAGCCCACGGAUCCGUCGUCGAUGUCUCCAAACUAGAUGAUCUUAACGCAUGGGUAGAAUCCUGUGCCAAAGAAAGUGGUCAGAUCGACGUUGUCGUACCCAAUGUUUCCUGCUUCGCAAUGAAGAAUACGCGGGAAGACUGGCAAGCGUGCUUCCAUACGGAUAUGCUUGCCUUGUGGUCUAUCAUCCAGACUUCGCUUCCGUACUUGGAGAAGACGAAGGGAAAUGUGGUCACCAUUUCUUCUGUUACGGGCCGAGAUGUAGAUUUCACGGCUCCAAGUCCGUAUGGGGCGAUGAAAGCGGCGGUGGUGCAUUAUACGGCGCAGCUAGCGCAUACGAUGGCUGGAAAGGGGGUGAGGGCGAAUUGUGUCAGUCCCGGGAACAUCUACAUAGAAGACGGGGUGUGGGGCGAUAUCGAGCGGAAUUUACCUGAUCUAUUCAAGAGCCAGAUGGCGCUUAAUCCCAUGGGACGGAUGGGCAAGGCGGAGGAGAUUGCAGAUGCGGUGGUGUUCCUUGCUAGUCAGCGGGCGAGUUUCGUUUCGGGCACGAAUACUGUCGUGGAUGGGUCUUUGUGUACUGGUGUGCAGCUAUGA